AUGAACCGAAAGAUGGAUCAUUCCUGGCAUUCGACGCCCAUGUUGGCGAUACUGGCUGUCAUCUACGAGCUGGAAUGCUCUUUGAAGCAUACGUUCUACACAGGGGGGAUUUCAAAACAUCCUCUGACCGGAGAAGCCCUGCCACCAAUCUGGAUAGACGAGACAAUCCGCCGUCUCGAAACAACUCGCACAAAAGCCCAACAUAUUUGUCUCGCGUUGACCCGAGAUGGUGCACGGCCGCAGACACUAGGAUUUGGCGGCAAAGAUCUUAUCAUUACGAAGGGGCUUAAGACACUUACUUGGGAGGAGGUUUCUAUUUCAAAAGGCCCAUUCUGUCUCUAUGAGAAAAACCAGAAGUUCCUUCGGCGGGAAUUUGAAUGUCUGUCCUUUACAGAUAGCACCCCAAUGUCAUCAGCGUCUUCAGAUAUUAGUCGACCAACCACACCUCCAUCUGCCGAGUCGGAAUUUGGUUCACCUUUCAAAACAGAAUGGGACCUGUAUGACAAUAGGGUCUUGGUGCGGCUGGUUAUUUACUGCUUCAUUCUCUCAAAGUACAAGACCUUCUCAAGCACGAACAAUACAGUCGCAGCUCGCCUCUGCCCAGAAGCCGCCGCUGAGCAGGGUUACGCCUUGAUGAAAGAUUUUUGGGAUUUCAAAAAUCCCGAAUACAAAAGGGCACGACUAGACAGGAUCGGACAGGAACUUCGCGUGCUACAAGUGUGGAUAUCCGAUCUGAGCUGCGCAUGGUUACACUCCAUCGCCAUCCGAUGCGACCUGAAAGAAAUGGGAAAGUAA
Molecule: messenger RNA, 795 nt
Organism: Penicillium waksmanii
Lineage: Eukaryota; Fungi; Ascomycota; Eurotiomycetes; Eurotiales; Aspergillaceae
Exons: 1
Coding region: 1-795 (264 amino acids)
Source: RefSeq, a predicted model, not a curated record